This is a messenger RNA of Paramecium tetraurelia, 846 nucleotides long. RefSeq lists its product as uncharacterized. The transcript has 2 exons. NCBI's taxonomy places the organism in Eukaryota, Ciliophora, Oligohymenophorea, Peniculida, Parameciidae. The record is from RefSeq and is a predicted model, not a curated record.
AUGCAUUCAAAGCAUUUGCUUAUCCAAGCAUCAAUAAUUUAUUACUAAAUAUACUUAAAGAGAGUCUAAUCUAAAUAAUAAAAGUAAAUAUACAUAAGUGAUCAAUCUAUAUAACAGUAUAAUCAGAUAGGAAAUACAUCUGAUUUAAUAGAAAAAAGUUAUAAAAUCAUUUAGGCUAUUGAUUUGUUUGUUUUGAUUAGAAUCUUAAAGUUAAAUUAAAAAUUAAAACCGAUAGCAAACCAAAAAGUUGAAGUUAGCUUAUAUUAAAGAAUGAGCUAAACCAAAAUUCCAUCUAAAUCAAGUCUCAAGUAUCCUUAAGAAUGUAUUGAUGCAAGUGUUAAAAAAACUCAAACUUUAAGUUGUUAUACCUUUUUCGAAAGUCAACAAAUCAAAAUAAAUUAAUAGCAAAUCUUAUCUUAGGAUAUAAUAGAUCUAAUUAUUUAUUUUGAGUAAAGGAGGUAAUGCUUAGAAGUAGAAAUGUUGCCUACAAGCAGUUUUCUAAAGAAUUGCCAGUUUAUGCAUUAUAGAAUAAUGCUUAAUAAUUAAAGGACUAUAAUUAGAAUUUAUUCAAUUUUGGGGAAAAAUUUACUAUUUCAAUAAAAAGUACAUCCGUUAAUUAGCUUUAUUAAAUAUUGUACACAGUAAUUUCAAUAAAUUCAAAAAUGGUACAAAUAAUUCUCGAUCAAAUAAUAGAAUUCUAGCAUUUAUGGGAGGUUGGGUUUACUGUAGAUUCUGAAUGAUAGAAUGGAUAUAGGAUACUAUUGCUCCUUAUUAGAAGUAAGAUUUGAUUUGUAGUUUCAGAAAAUCGUAUUGCUUUUUUAGAACGAAGAAUCUAUUUAGAUAUGA